This is a messenger RNA of Soboliphyme baturini, 300 nucleotides long. The record is from the annotation of a GenBank genome assembly. NCBI's taxonomy places the organism in Eukaryota, Metazoa, Nematoda, Enoplea, Dioctophymatida, Soboliphymatidae.
AUGGGUGAAAUGGAGCUUCGCUUCAACUAUUGCUACGCUUCCGUUCAGGGGCUUCUGAAAUGGUUGCAGAUGGUAUUUUCGUCGAUCGUUCUGGGCCUGCUACUGUGGGAGACACUGAAGCAGUCUGACUACGGACAUCGAUACCUGCUCGAAGGGGAAGAAUACACCGUUUUCGUCGCUGCGUUCACUCUUUGCGUCAUCACCUUGUUUCUACUUAUCUUCUUUCUGACCUGUCACCAGGGACCGUUGAGCGGAUGUCACUGUUCAACCGUGGUAUCUACGUUGAAUGCUUUUAUUUAA